ACCACAACCUACCUACCUACCUACCUACCUACCUAGCACCCAUCCGCACCCACAGCACCACCAAAAACCAUGGACGCGCCCCCUCCCCCGCCCCCGCCCCCCCACGGCGCAAACCCCAAGACGACCGCCAGCGGCGCCGACGACGAGUCCAGCACCAACGGCGGCAAAAAGUCCUCGGGCCUCCCCGACGGCAACUACGACAUCUUCAUCAUCCCGCCCCACAGCGCCGGCGGCGGCUUCCUCUACCUCCCCUCGCUGCAAUGCCACCGCAACUCGUUCCUCGCCGGCGCCGCGUCGACCCUGCUCACCGUCCUCGUCUGGUCCAUCGUCCAGCCCACCCUCAAGCAGUGGGUCGCCGGCCUGUCGUCCAGCGGCGGCGGCGGCGUCGCUGUGCUCCUGGCCGUCGUGGGCGUCGCUGGCUGGGCCUUUGGGAAAACGCAGUCGGAGGGCGGUGGUGCUGGCGCCGGCGCGGGUGCGGGUGGUGCGGCAGGCGGCGGCAGCGGCGCAGGCGCCCACGCCAACGGCUUCCCCCGCGGCGGCGGUAGUGCCAACGCCGGCUUCCGCUCCAACCCCAACGCCGGUGCAGGUCACCAGCAGCAGCAGCAUUCCUGGAACGGGGGCGCGUAUACCCGCGGCGGCGGCGGCAGCGGGCCCACACAAGAAGAGGACGCAGCAGCCGAGGACGAGGCGAACCGCGCGCGCGAAGAAGCGUCGGCCCGACAGCGCGAAGAAGCCGCCCGCAAAGCGGCAGAAGCAGCACGAGCACGGGAGGAAGAAGCACGCGCGCGCGCCCGCGCCGAAGCAGCAACGGCGGAGGCACGGCGGCGGGCCGAGGAAGACCGGCGCAAGGCCGAGGAGGAGCGGCGGGCAGCAGAGGCGGCGCGGCAGAAGGCGGCCGAGGAGCGGCGCGCGGCGGAGGAGGCACGGCAGCGGGCUGCGGAGGAACGGGCAAGGGCCGCAGAGGAGCAGCGCAAGAAGGAAGAGGAGCUGCGCCGUAAGGAAGAGGCGGAGCGCGUGGCGCGCGCCCAGGCCGAGAAGGAGCAGUGGGAGCGGCAGCGGGCACGGGAGCGUGAAGCCCGCGAGCGCGAGGCCAGGGAGAAGGCGGCGCGGGAGCGGAUCGCACGGGAGAGGGAAGCACGCGAGCGCGAAGCCAAAGAGAAAGCGGCAAGGGAGGCGGCGGAGCGCGCGCGGCUGGAAAAGGAAAUCCGCGAGCGGGUGGAGCUGGAAGAACGGGCCAAGGCGGCGGCGAAGGCCGAGGCAGACGCGCUGGCGGCGCGGGAGCGCGCAGAAGCCGAAGCGAAAGCCGCAAGGGAGAAGGCGGAGAAGGAGCGCGCGGAGCGGUUGAAGGCCGCGCGGGAGCGGGCGGACCGGGAGCGGGCGGAGCGGCUGGCCCGCCAGGCCGCCGAACGGCGCGCGGCGAGCGAGAGCGGCAUCCCGAACGUUCAACCGCCCGCGACGCCGGCGGGACCAAGGUCUGCGAGCCCGACGAAAUCAGCUGUCCCGCGCACCCCGCCGAAUGAUAAAGAGCCCUCGACUGCGGGUUACAGGCCGUACGACAAGCCGAACAUAGCGCGCGCGCGCACCUCGGCCUCCGCGUCCGUGUACUCCGAGUCGACAGCCGCGAGCGCCACGCCCUCCAGCAGCACGACCUCGUCCUCAGCAUGGACGUCCCCCUCCUCAUACGCCUCCUCGGCCACGAGCGCCAGCACCGCCGUCCCCACCGCCAUCCGCGGCCCCUACUUCACGACCGACCCGGACAAGAUCGUCAUCAAGGGAGUGUACCUGUUCACGAACCUGUUCCCCAAGCCCGUCGCCACGCUGGUGGCGGGCACGGGGCCGCUGACGGACGGGCUGGUGCUGAAGCUCACGAGCGAGGGCCUGUUCAUCGACGACGAUGUGCGCGGCGUGGCGCAGCGCGAGUGGGACGUCAAGGCUUGGACGCUGAAGCUGGUCGAGACGGCCGAGGUGCUCGCCACGCCCGUCAUGGGCAAUAAGGCGGGCUCGGCGGGGAGGGGUGGCGGGGGGAGUAAUAGUGGGAGUGGCAGUGGCAUGGGUGCAAACGCGAAGCAGAAGCUCCAGCUCCUCCGCGCGUCGAUCCGCGAUCCGGAGGGCAAGCGCUACGUCUUCCUGGUCGACGCGAGCGAGGGCUGGAAAGUCGCGCUGGGCUUGCAGCGGCUGAGAAGGGGGAGCCAGGUCCGCGCUUUAAGGGUCGAUGCGAUGGGCGCGGCGGAGGCGGGGAGGGUGGUUGGGGGGCUGGGGUGGGUGGUUGGUUAGGGUG
This is a messenger RNA of Aplosporella prunicola CBS 121167, 2278 nucleotides long. RefSeq lists its product as uncharacterized. The record is from RefSeq and is a predicted model, not a curated record. Gene Ontology annotation, molecular function: ATP-dependent H2AZ histone chaperone activity. Gene Ontology annotation, biological process: chromatin remodeling. NCBI's taxonomy places the organism in Eukaryota, Fungi, Ascomycota, Dothideomycetes, Botryosphaeriales, Aplosporellaceae. The transcript has a single exon. The coding region runs from base 70 to 2274 and encodes 734 amino acids. Gene Ontology annotation, cellular component: Swr1 complex.